This is a messenger RNA of Caenorhabditis elegans, 3829 nucleotides long. RefSeq names its product putative aldehyde oxidase gad-3 (gene gad-3). The transcript is spliced from 16 exons. The coding region runs from base 5 to 3778 and encodes 1257 amino acids. NCBI's taxonomy places the organism in Eukaryota, Metazoa, Nematoda, Chromadorea, Rhabditida, Rhabditidae. Gene Ontology annotation, molecular function: aldehyde oxidase activity; metal ion binding; flavin adenine dinucleotide binding. The record is from RefSeq and is marked reviewed.
UUAGAUGCCGCUGACUGGUAUAUUUUUCAAUGUGAAUGGAAAAGAUGUGAAUGAAGAAAAUGUGGAUCCAGAGCUAACAUUGGCCUAUUAUUUGAGAAACAAGUUGGGUCUUCGUGGAACAAAACUAGGCUGCGAAGAAGGAGUUUGUGGAUCGUGUACAGUUGUUCUUGGAACGUGGGAUGAUUGUCAGAACAAAGCAGUGUACAGAGCAGUCAAUGCAUGCUUGGUCCCAUUAUUUCAUGUUCACAAGACUUUUGUUAUUACUGUGGAAGGAGUUGGAAGCAGGGAUAAAAUACAUCCAAUUCAGGAUAGAAUGGCUAGAGGACAUGCGUUGCAGUGUGGAUUCUGUUCACCGGGCUUUGUGAUGUCUGCAUAUGCGCUUUUCAGUAAUCAGCCAAAUCCUACAAUUCAACAAAUCAACGCUGCAAUUCGUGCAAAUCUAUGUAGAUGCACUGGAUACAGACCAAUUCUUGAAGCUCUCUAUAGUUUUUCAUCGGAAAGUGGAGGAUGUUGUGGAGGGAAUAAGACCGGAGGAGGAUGCUGUAAGGAUAAAAGUUCAAGUGAUGAAGAUGGAGGAUACGAUGAGAAACUUCUUUCUUUCAACGAUUUUCCAAAAUAUGAUCCCACCCAGGAAAUCAUAUUUCCACCUUCUCUCCGAGUGUUUUCUGACUCUGAAACCCCAGUUACUUUAAAAGGGGAUCGAAUUGAGCUUCUUCUUCCAAAAAACAUUGACCAAUUCAAAAAAUUCAAAAAGGAUAGAACUGUUAUUUCUUCCGGACUUAUAACUAGAUUUGUAUCAACUCGUAAUCCAAAAGAAUUUUCUCAAAAAUGGAUUAGCACAAAAUAUGUGAAGGAAUUCAAUGAGAUCACAGUGAAUAAAGAUUCUGUAGUUGUUGGCGCCGCUCUAAAUAUUCAAAAAAUGGCUGAUACUCUCACCAGCUCAUUAAGCAUCAAUAUUGGAAAGGAAAUUGACUCGUUUAUUCAAAAAUUUUCAUCUCCUCAAAUUGCAAACUUUGCGACAUGGACUGGAGCUAUAAUUUCCGGGGCAAAAUCUUCGUUAUCUGUUAGUGACUUGCUCAUUUUGUUCAAUGUACUAGAUGCAAAACUAACAUUGCUUAAUAAUUCUGGAGAGCUUACUCAAGUUGCAAUCGAAGAGUUCGCAGAGAAAAAACUGUUUGCAACUCACACGAUAGUUAAUGCUAUUUUCUCAAGAUCUUUGACUGGUUUCCUGUUUUGUCUAAAACUCGGCGAGACAAGUGAACAAGACUCUACUAACUUCAACUUUGCCGCUCUUGUUGGAAACCAAGUCAGCAGAAUUUUUGUUGGUCUUGGUGGGCAACCAAAACGAUUGACUAGUUUGGAAGUUCAUAUUGAUGCUCUAAAAGGUUUGAGCGUAUCUGAUCUUUGUCAAACAACUGAAAUGAGUGAUUACAAAAACGUGAAGAUUGCUCUCACUCGAUUUUCUGAUUUUAUGAACCACAAAGAGAAGACUGAAGAAAUCGAGGGAAUCAAUUAUCUGCAAUAUUUUAAGCCAAAGACAAAUGAAUCUGCUGGAAGACCUAUUGCCAACUAUUUUAAUGAGCGAGCGAUCACAGGAGAAGCUUUUUAUGUCAACGAUAUUCAGGCAUACAACGCUGUUCAUCUUGGAUUUGUACUUUCUACAGUACCACAUGCUGAAAUAACUAAAAUCGAUGUUUCUGAAGCAUUGCAACUUGAAGGAGUUGCUGGGUACUUUGGGGUUUCCGAUGUUCCUGGAAAUAACACGCCUGGACUUCAAAUUUCAAACAUGAACUUUCCUGACGACACGACUAUAUUUGCUGAUAAGAAGGUCGAAUCGGUUGGUCAAGUGAUCGGAGUGAUAGCUGCGAAUGAUGUUGUAUUGGCAAGAAGGGCUGCAAAAUUGGUCAAAGUUGAAUACAAGGAAUUGCCAUCAUUGGUUAAUUUCAAGGAAGCCAUUGAAGCAAAAUCACUACUCGGAGAUGUUCAACACUUUGGAAAAGAUGAAAACCUUGUUAAAGAAAGUUUAGAAAACUCUUCUAAAGUUUUGGAAGGAGAAUGUGAUAUUGGUGGACAGGAACAUUAUUACUUGGAGACCCAAAGCAGCUUGGUUAUUCCAGGGGAGGGUGAUGAACUAAUUGUAAACUGCUCUACCCAAGGAACAAGUUUCACUCAACUCAUGGUUGCAGAAACCAUGAAAAUUCCAGCACACAAGAUUAUUGUUAAAACAAAACGACUUGGUGGCGGAUUUGGUGGAAAAGUGAAUAAUGCUUCUUGGAUUGCGUGCAUGUGUGCAAUUGUUGCAAAGAAACUCAAUCGUCCAACAUAUGGAUUUCUUUCUCGAGCAGAUGAUUUGGCGAUAACUGGAAAACGACAUGAAGUUCAUGCAAAAUACAGAGUUGGUAUUAAUUUCGAUGGAAAAAUAGAAGGAAUUCAUUACCAAGCUUGGCUGAACGGAGGAUGGUCAAAAGAUCAUUCAGAAGGAGUCACAAUGGUUAUGGGUCUCAUGGUGGAUGAUGUGUAUAACAUGGGAACAAUUCGUUUUGAUGGAUACCCAGUAAAAACCAAUUCAAACAGUAAUACGGCACUUCGAGGAUAUGGUAAUCCACAAUCAAAACUUAUCAACGAGGGUGUGAUGAGAAGAAUUGCUAGAGACGUUGGAAAGAGCACAGAAGAAAUUAAAAGAAUCAAUUUUGCUCUUGAAGGAGGAAGAAGGUACCUUGGUGGAAAAAUACAUAAUGAUGCGCUUGUUGAAUGUUGGGAAUACUGUAAAAAAUGGAGUGAAUUUGAAAAUAGACAAUCUGGCAUCAAACAAUUCAACAAAAACUCAACAGCUGUGAAAAGAGGAAUUGCUAUGUCAUCAGUUCGCUUUGGCCUUCCACAUCCUGGUCCAACGGGGCACGGAAUCGCAAGUCUUUUGAUUAAUUUAGACGGAUCUGUUCAAUUAUCAAUUGGUGGAACUGAAAUGGGUCAAGGAUUGAACCAGAAAAUGUUACAAGUCUGCAGUGAAGCAUUGAAGAGACCAAUUGACACCAUCACCAUAGUUGAUUGCAGCACUGACAAAGUGACAAACGCACCGGAAACAGGUGGAAGUCAGAAUGCAGAUACUAAUGGAUUGGCAGUUUUGGCAUGUUGUAAGAAAAUCAUGUCUAGGUUACAACCGAUUAUUGACAAAAACGAUGGAGAAUGGGAAAAGUCUAUCCGAGAAGCUUAUGGUGCCUAUGUACCACUACAGUGUACAGAAUACGGAACAGUGGAAAGGGCGAAAUUCGGUGUUGGUGAAAUGGAGUCUCCUUACAAUACAACUGGAGCAUGUGCAGUAGAGAUGGAAAUUGAUACACUAACUGGAUACAAUCGUGUGAUCCGUGUGGAUAUUGUCAUGGAUGUCGGGGAAAGCUUGAAUCCGGCCCUCGAUAUUGGACAAAUUGAAGGAGCAUUCAUACAAGGAUAUGGUCUCGUAACUUGCGAAAAAAUUACAUUCAAUAAAACUACCGGACAAUUGGAUCAAAACACUGCAGGAAAAUAUAAGAUACCAAAAGCCAGUGAUGUUCCAAAAGACUUUAGAGUGAAACUUCUGGGCAUUAAUAAUGCAAAUGGAGCACAAGUUUACUCGUCAAAAGGAAUCGGAGAGCCACCACUAAUGAUGUCAUGUGGGGCAGUUCAUUCGUCAAUAAUGAAUUGUAUUGAUAAUUGGAGAAAUGAAAAUGGUAUUCAUGAAUUUGUGGAUACAAUUUCACCACUCAGUGCUGAAAAAAUUCAAGAACUCUGUUCAAAGAAAUAAUUACAUCUAAUUAAAUUUUAUUUGUCUUCUUAUAAAUAAAUUGUUGUAUAU